Molecule: messenger RNA, 3258 nt
Organism: Bacidia gigantensis
Lineage: Eukaryota; Fungi; Ascomycota; Lecanoromycetes; Lecanorales; Ramalinaceae
Exons: 1
Coding region: 1-3258 (1085 amino acids)
Biological process (GO): hippo signaling; positive regulation of transcription by RNA polymerase II
Cellular component (GO): cytoplasm; nucleus
Molecular function (GO): transcription coactivator activity; protein binding
Source: RefSeq, a predicted model, not a curated record
AUGAAGACUCCAUAUUAUUCUGGCAGCUUUACAGCAGCUCAGCAUAGCGACGUUGAAGACAACUACGAGCUUAGAGAGCGGAUGCUGGAACACCGACUUGCGCAGCGUGAUGAUGUUCGCGAUAUUUUUGUUGUCACUGUACCUGUCAACGACUCGUUCAAUACUGCAAUUGGCGGAGACCUUGUGAAGCAAGCGUCAAGCAGAAGUAGGACAGAUCUAUCCUGGGCUAUGCACUGGGCGAUCAAGGUGGGCGACCAAUACUUCGAGCUCCAGCGCGCCUACUAUGACCCAACCCGGACUGGACUGCGCAUGUCUAAGUGGAACGAAGAGCGUGAAAAUCAGAUCCAUCGGCGAUAUCGUCAAGGCGCAACGGCCAUGACUGAUAAUGAGAUCAGAGCGAUCGGAGACCGAUAUUUCUCGCGGCUGAACAAGAUGCACAUAAAUAAGUACGACCUUUGGUGUAACAAUUGCCAAGUGGCAGUCGAUCUCAUGCUGCGCGAUAUUGGAGGACUGCAUUAUCAUCGCUCCAAGCUUGAGUCGUUGCAUGAAUGGAUCAGACAAUACUUCUGCCGCGCGAUCCUGGGCAUCACGCGAAUGUACUAUCGCAACAGGGGAUGCGACGAGGAAGUGCUCGCGAAACAUGACGAGAAGCUCCGCAAAAUACUUCUGAAGAUCACUGACCGGUCAAUGCACUAUCCUAAGAGGCAAUGGAUCCGGGAAGAUAUUGCUUCAGCCGAGACUGCGGUGAAGCAAUUGGGCGCAGUGAGAGAUCAUUGGUUUCUCACAGUACUGGAGGCUUCCCUGUCGUUGCGAAAAGGAUCAGAAAAUUCGUAUGUUCGUCGUGGUCCAGAUGGCAAGGCAGAGCUCAACUUUGAGACGAUGAGGGACGCAGUGAAAGGAAUCUUCGACGACGAAAAGACUGGUUAUCCGGCGUGGCUGAAAGCGAUACCGUGGCUCACGGCGGGAUUUCUCGUGGGUACACCGCGAUGGGCUGUUGCUGUCAUUACGAUCGCCGUCCAACAGGUGCAUCAAUUCACCGAGACCAAUUCAGGAAUAAAAGGCGGGAUGGAAGAAUCACUGGCGGGAAUAGGAGUCUCGCCCAAAUUUCAUGAGAGUCAAUUUGCUCAUCCAACAACACCGAGGCCGCGCGCUCGAAGGCUACCAACCAAAGAAGCGCGAAAGGUCUCAUCCAGAUCAUCCUCACUGGAUAGCAGACUUGUCCCGCGAUACGAAAAACGCUCGACAGGUACAGGCGUGCCUUACUACUUCGACAACGUCGAGAAGACAAAAGCUUGGGAUCCGCCGGAUCAACAAGAAAUGUGCCUUACAAUAAUGGACCCUCCACUGUCUAGGAGAUGGGAAAAGAUAACUGACGGGGAUCGCGUACAGUAUAGACACGUCAUCACAGACGAAAUCACCGACGUAAGGCCCGGUGCACAAGAGAUAUGGGCAGUGAAGAAGAAAUUGAAGACAGGCUGGAUACGAUCAACAAUCAUGGCUCUACCGCAUGGAUGGGAGCUGCGACGCAAUGAAGCGGGUGAUAAAGAGUACGUCGAUCAUAAGGAGGAUCCUCCAAGAUCCACGAUGGUGCAUCCGAUGAGACAGGAGAUUGAGGAUGAACGUCGAACGCUGCUUCCAGAAUGGAAUGUAGAGUGGGACGAAGACCGCGGAAAGAAGUACCGAAGGCUGGCUACUAACGAGAUCCGCUGGAAAGCUCCUGAUGGUCCUCAACACUCGAUAGCAGGCGACGAGGCACAAAGAUCGCUCAAGAGAUCGCUCACUACCUUCGAUGAACCGCUACCGCCUGAAUGGACCUUCACUGUUGAAGAAAAUGGCCGAAAACUGUUCAAGAAUAUCAUAGCGGGGGUGGAAAGGACAACGCACCCUUUGAGCGACAAAAGAAAGAAACUUCUACCAGACUGGGAAAUGCGAUACACGGCUGGAGGGAAAAGGUACUGGGUCCACUAUGGGUUUGAUGGCCGCGGGACGACUUGGUGGACGAGGAACAAACUUCUCAAAAACACAUCGCUGAAGAACGACGCAUGUGGCUGGAAGCUAGACAAGGAGGGCCAGAGUUGGGAAUGGUUCGAAGGGGGUGAUCAGUCACAUUCAGACAUUCCCGUACGCGACCUUGACGAUCCAGUGGACAUCGAGUUUCGAGAAUACCCCUUCCUUGUACCCAAACAGAUCACAGAUGACGAUGACAAUUUCAAUGAGCCUUUACCUUCGGACUGGGUCGUGCGCAAGAAUGAAGAUGGAUGCUCCUUCUACUGGAAUUUCAAGAACGAAAUUCGAUCUGGCAGCCACCCCAACGGCGAGGAACGAAGCAACCUCCCCGGGCUGUGGGAAAUGCGAUAUACCCGACACGGUAGGCAAUACUUCAUCGACCACAGCGAUGGGUCAACCUGGUGGACGCAUCCUCGGACAGAGAAAAAUGAGCAGAAACUCAGAGCUCGCCCAGGUCAGGCCCAAAAAGGGUGGAAGAUAGCCGAAGACGGCAAAUCCUGGGAGCGAUUCGAGGAAAGUGCCGACAUGACAACCGCAGAAGAAGGUGCUGAAGACUUAUCUCGGGUGGAGUCCGCAGACAGUGCGAAUACUAAAGCCGACGAGGAAGUAGCGUGGCGAUCUGUGGCAUUUAGUCGCGACUGGCUGAAGACGGUUGGCGCAAAUGAUAUAGUUGAGAGCGCGAAGAAUCGAUUUGGCGAUCCUAAUGACAUUGUCGCUCUUGCUAAAAAUCGUUUUGGGGAUCCGAACGAUAUAUUUGCGAACGCGAGGACGAGACUUGGUGGCGGGCCUGCGGCCUUCUUCAAGAAGUCCUCCAAAGUGGACAAGAUCGUAGACGAACCUCUUGUCGAAGAGCCAGAGGCUGAAGAAGAAUUGUCAGAGGAGCCUGUUCAAAUCGACGAUAAUGACGAAGUGCAAAACGAGGCUAAGAUCACUGAAGAGCCGCCUGAAAGUAUUGAGACUAAGCAAGAGAGUCUUUCACCACCUUCGCAAAAAGAUCCUCGAAAAAGCUGGACGAAACGGACGUCGGGCUUACUGCCUUUCAGAAAGAAGGGAGCGAAGAAGCAAAUUGCCAGCGGCUUACCCUCCCGGCCUGAUGAGGAUGAUACUGCAAUUGCUGCUCCUGAAGGUCUGGGUCUUACAAAUGCUGAUACGGAAGAGGAAAGAGCUUCGAAAAUGACCCUGAAAGAGGAGAAACCAGAGAAGGCGGUGACUAUUGCUCCAGAAGAGGAAAGGUCUGGCAAUAGUGGAUGA